Corythoichthys intestinalis (scribbled pipefish) is the source of this 5300-nucleotide messenger RNA. RefSeq names its product family with sequence similarity 89 member A (gene fam89a). The transcript is spliced from 2 exons. Bases 195 to 725 code for a protein of 176 amino acids. NCBI's taxonomy places the organism in Eukaryota, Metazoa, Chordata, Actinopteri, Syngnathiformes, Syngnathidae. The record is from RefSeq and is a predicted model, not a curated record.
CUUGACGUAUCGCCAGCAGGAGGAAACGGGGAAGACUAGCGCUACUGUUUCUGCGUGUGGGACUUGUAGUCAGUCGCACUCUGAAUCUUUUGUGUGACUAGCAGCUUUUUCUUGCCUUAAACGGACAACUCCCCGUCGGUGUGAUUCAUAAAGUGACAUUUAUCAACCCACGGUUGGCUCGCUUUCUCGUCGCCAUGAACGGGAAGUCGGCCCAUGGCUCGGCGGGAGGAAUGGCGUGCAUCGACGGGCUGCCGCCGCUGCCCAAGAGCCUGAGCGGCUUGCUCAACUCGAGCGGCGGCUCGUGGAGGGACAUGGAGCGGAUGUACUUGAAGAAGACCAUGAUCCAGGACGACCUGAGCCGAGGCCGGAAUAACGCCGACAGCCUGCUGGCCAGCAAGCCGGCUAACCUCGACGCCGCCCUGGCUUUGCUGAGGAAAGAGAUGGUGGGCUUACGUCAGCAGGACAUGUCCCUGCUGUGCCAGCUGUGGUCGCUGCACGAGUCCAUCCAAGAGUACAAGGGCAGCUGCCAGGACUUGAGCGCCGCCUCGGGCCUAGGCAUGAUGGAAAACGGCUACUUCGACGAAGACGACGAGUACUAUCCGGAACCGGGCGCCACUCCCACCGGCGAGCACCCCGACGGCGAAGGGUUAGUUGAGUCGGCGGACGGAAGCGAGGCGGGGGUCAGCAAAGACGACAGCUGGGAAUCCUUUCGCGUCACCAUCUGAUGCCACCACGUGCUAUUUUCUUACUUUUUGCACCGGGAAUGUGACGCUCUCGCCUUGUUAUGGCGCCCCCUUGGAUCAAAUGUUAAUGCUGCGGGGGCGGCUAGCCUGGAGUCGGACUUGUUUACCGAAAAAAAGAUGUUAAGUAAUAUACUGUAUUGUACGUUAGAUGUUUUUCUUAUUAUAAACUUAUGCCGGUUAUUUACGCUAUUCGGCAAGGACUUUUAUAUAUAAAUGUAUGGAGAAAGAUUUAUUAUUUAUUAUGUAAUAUAAAGAAAAAAAAACACAUUAGCUACUCUUGUGUGGGGAAGAGUUUGCGGCUAAGAAUGAAUUUGUUCACCGAAAAUAACGUGACGAUUAGACGAGUGGGUUUUCUUUGACGUUCGGGAAAUUGUUGCGUGGAAGAAAAACGUUAACAAUUUUAGCUAGCCAAGCAUCGGAAUGUGACAAAUUAUUUUAGUAAAUCUGUCAGGACAGAAUGGAAUGAUCUUAUGAAAUGGCCUUCGAAGUUUCGGGAAGUAAUUGUUGUGGAGAAAAUUUAACGAUUCUAGCUAGCCAAGAGUUAGCAUACGACAAAUUAUUUUCAUAAAGUGUCGGAACGAUCUGGAGUGAAAUGAUCUUUUCAUCAUUAUUUAAAAAAAUGUUAACGAUUUUACCUUGUUGACAUUUUGGGAAAUAAUUGUCGCGUAGAGAAAAUAACGUUAACGAUUCUGGCGUAGCCUAAUGUUUGAGUGCGCAAAUUAUUUUCGUAAAAGUGUCGGGAUGAUCUGAAGUGGAACGAUCUGACGAAAUGGCCUUUUCUGCGAAGUUUCUGGAAAUACUUGUUGCGUAGAAAAUUAACAAUCCUAGUUAGGCGGGCGCUACAUUUACGACAAAUUAUUUUCAUAAAGUUGUCGCUGCAAUCUGUAGGGAAAUACUUUUUCAGUGGAAAAUGUGAAGAUUCUGGCCUAGUUUAACUUUUGAGCACGACAAAUUAUUUUCCUAAAACUGUCAGGAUGAGCUGAAGUGGAACGGUCUUAUGAGAUGGUCUUCAAAUUUCAGGAAAUAAUUGUUGCAUAGAAAAUUACGUCAAUUCUAGCGUUAGAAUACGACAUCGCUGUCGGGAAGAUCUGGAGUGGAAUGAUCUUUCGAAAUGCCUUCGACGAUUUGGGAAAUGAUUGUUGCGUAGCAAAAAAAAAAAAAAACGUUAACGAGACUGGCGUAGCCUAACGUUUGAGUGCAACAAAUUAUGUUCGUAAAACUAUAGGGAUGAUCUGAAAUGGAACAAUCUUAUGGCCUUGGACAUUUCGGGAGAUAAUUGCGUAGAAAAUUAUGUUAACGAUUUUCGCGUUAUAAUUCGACAUUUUCAAAAGUUUUCGGGAAAACUGGAAAAAAUUGUCAACGAUACUGGCGUAGCCUAAUGUAAACGCAACAAAUUAUAUUUGUGAAAAGGCUAGGAUAAUCUGGAGUGGAACCAUUUUACGAGAUGGCCUUUUCGUUAACAUUUUGAGAAAUAAUUGUCGCAUAGAGAAAAACUGACGAUUUUGACGUAGCCUAACGUUGGAAUACGACAAAUUAUUUUCGUAAAGCUGUCAUACCGAUCUGGAGUGGAAUGAUUUUACGAGAUGGCCUCUGUUCAUUGUUUCGGGAAAUAAUUGUUGUGUGGAAAAUGUAACGAUUGUAGUUAGCCAAGCGUUAGAAUACAACAAAUUAUUAUCGUAAAGCUGUCGGAACGAUCUGGAGUGGAAUGACCUUUCGAGAUGGCUGGUUCUUCGACGUUUUGGGAAAUAAUUGUUAAGUGGAAAAUGUAACGAUUCUGGCACAGCUUAACGUUUGAGCGCGACAAAUUAUUUUCGUGAAAAUGUCAGGAGGAUCUGAAGUGGAACGAUUUUACAAGAUGGUCUUGUCUUCAACGUUUAUGGAAAUGUUGCUUAUAAAAAUUACGUUAAUGAUUCUUGCUAGCCAAGCGUUACAAUACGACAAAUUAUUUUUGUAAAGGUGUGGGAGCCAUCUGGAGUGGAAUGAUAUUUUGCGAUGGCCGGUUCUUCGACGUUUCGGGAGAUAAUUGUUAAGUGGAAAAUGUAACGAUUCUGGCGUAGCUUAACGUUUGAGCGCGACAAAUUAUUUUCGUGAAAAUGUCGGGAUGAUCAGAAGUGGAACGAUCUUACAAGAUGGUCUUUUUUUUUCGUUUCUGGAAAUGUUGCGUAUAAAAAUUACAUUAAUGAUUCUUGCUAGCCAAGCGUUAGAAUACGACAAAUUAUUUUCGUAAAGCUAACGGGACGAUCUGAAGCGGAAUGAUCUUAAGAGAUAACGUUCUGGGAAAUGAUUGUUGCGUAAAAAAAAAAAAAAAACUUUCACGAUACUUACUUUGCCUAACUUCGGAAUGCGACAAAUUAUUUUCGGGAAAUAAUUGUUGAGGAGAAAAUGUAGCAAUUCUAGUUAGCCAAGCGUUAGAAUACAACAAAUUAUUAUCGUAAAGCUGUCUGUACGACCUGGAGUGGAAUGACCUUUCGAGAUGGCUGGUUCUUCGACGUUUCGGGAAAUGAUUGAUAAGUGGAAAAUGUAGCGAUUCCGGCAUAGCUUAACGUUUGAGUGCGACAAAUUAUUUUUGUGAAAAUGUCAGGAGUAUCUGAAGUGGAACGAUUUUACAAGAUGGUCUUGUCUUCAACGUUUAUGGAAAUGUUGCGUAUAAAAAUUACGUUAAUGAUUCUUGCUAGCCAAGCGUUAGAAUACGACAAAUUUUUUUUGUGAAGGUGUCGGAACGAUCUGGAGUGGAAUGAUAUUUCGCGAUGGCCGGUUGUUCGACGUUUCAGGAGAUAAUUCUUAAGUGGAAAAUGUAACGAUUCUGGCGUAGCUUAACGUUUGAGAGCGACAAAUUAUUUUCGUGAAAAUGUCGGGAUGAUCAGAAGUGGAACGAUCUUACAAGAUGGUCCUUUUUUUUUCGUUUCUGGAAAUGUUGCGUAUAAAAAUUACAUUAAUGAUUCUUGCUAGCCAAGCGUUAGAAUACGACAAAUUAUUUUCGUAAAGUUGACGGGACGAUCUGAAGCGGAAUGAUCUUAAGAGAUGGCGUUCCGGGAAAUGAUUGCGUAAAAAAAAAAAAAAAAAAAAAAACUUUAACGAUACUUACUUAGCCUAACUUCGGAAUGCGACAAAUUACUUUCGUAAAAUUGUCGAUACAACCUAGAGAAAAACUAUCUUACAAAAUGGUCAUUGUCGUUGGGAAAAUAACGGUCCCAUGGACAAAUGUUAACAAUUCCAGCCUAGCCUAGUGUUGGAAUGCGCCAAUUUUUUUUCGUAAAGCUGUUAGGACGAUCUGGAGAGGAAAUGAUUUUACGAAAGUCUUUAUUUCCCCAAUGGUUAGCGCCGAAAAGUUUGAUUGUUCGUAAUGAUGAUGUCAUUUGAAUACAGGGUCCUCACGCUACCACCGCAGCCCGAUCAACAUCUUGUUUUCGUCGUCAAAUCGAUUAGCUCUCGAUUUUUGUCUGCGUCUCCAGUCCACUCGUCACGUUUAUAACAUUUAUAUGUCUGUAUACGGCACAUGACCAAAGAACGUACCGUAGCUAAAAAACAAAAAAUCGAAUGUCUUCGCAUCGUAGCGCGAGAAAUAUCAGCUUUGUCAGUAUCAUAUAACACUUUAUUAUGUCGAUGUAUUUUUUUGAAUGUUUUUCUGUCUAGCCCGCAUCAUGGCAGUGAAAUCCGAUUAACGAUACCCGCCGUCUUUGGAUGUCUUCGCUACCGGUGCCUUCAUAGACAAGUGGUGACUAAUAAACCGUAUGCAGGCUUUAUCACGCUAACGACUGUCUUGCGACGAAUUGUAUUUUAUCCGGCGUCGGGAUCCGAAAAGCUUCCACUUUUUUUGUCGAUAGUUAAGAACACAAUAAGUGGUAAGUGAAUUUGUGUUUUUAUUUUUGAACACACGAAGCAAAAAACAACACAAACGCUUGAAAUAAUACACCAGCAGCUGCUCGUAGCGAUACAGCAAAGCUAGCAUUUUUCUUUAAAAAAUGUCUUAAAUGCCGGGUUUUUGUCUAGUUGUUCCGAUAAUGUUCAUGAAGUGGUGAGAGUACAAAGAAGGUUUUCAUUGGGUGGUGUUGUUUCCAACUCAUUCCUCUGCAAACAAGCACACAGAUGCUGCUUUUCUGGUUGAUAUCAGUGAAAUAAAAGGUUACAUAUGUUUACGUGUAAUGGCGUUUUUGUUUUUUUUUUUUUUUCAUUAUACUGGCGUUUUUUUGUUUUUUUUUUUUUUCAUUGUGUCUUGUUUAACGCUCUCAUGUAGGAAUUCAGAUUUUUAUUCUUAGAUAUUUUUAUUAUAUUCAUAUAGGACAGGGGUCUCAAACAUGCGGCCACAGGGACCAAUUACGGCUCGCGGGACAAAAUUAUGUGGUCCCUGUUUGACAUCCAAUUGUAGUAUUAGUGUUGCUUGCAUGUAUUUCACGAUGGUAAAGUCAAAGAAAUUAUAUGCCUAAAACUAAUUUUAGAUGAAUUGAAUUCAUUAAAUUAUCUCGUUUAGAUUUUUUAAAAUAUAUAUUUAAAUGGUAACAAAUAGUUUUUUUUUAAAAAUGCAAAUGAAAGACAACCGGUAAGUAAUAAUACAUAUAA